Olea europaea var. sylvestris is the source of this 748-nucleotide messenger RNA. RefSeq names its product 60S acidic ribosomal protein P2B-like. Gene Ontology annotation, biological process: cytoplasmic translational elongation. Gene Ontology annotation, molecular function: structural constituent of ribosome. The transcript has 4 exons. NCBI's taxonomy places the organism in Eukaryota, Viridiplantae, Streptophyta, Magnoliopsida, Lamiales, Oleaceae. The record is from RefSeq and is a predicted model, not a curated record. Gene Ontology annotation, cellular component: cytosolic large ribosomal subunit; ribosome. Bases 156 to 500 code for a protein of 114 amino acids.
CAAAACUAAAUCCCAAAUCCCUAGGUAUAAAUUGCCAUCUGCUAUCGGAGCGUAGCGCCGAAGAUCAAGUGUUCAUCAACUCUGCCAUCAUAAACCCAGGAGCAGAGCUUGCCGAAUUUCGGAUCCAUUAGUCUUCGCACUUCGAAUUAUAAGAAAUGAAGAUUAUCGCGGCUUACUUGUUGGCUUGUUUGGGUGGCAACACCUCCCCCACCGCCGAUGACUUGAAGGAUAUCCUUGCCUCAGUUGGAGCCGAGGCUGAUGAUGAGAGAAUUGAAUUGCUCUUAUCUCAAGUUAAGGGCAAAGAUAUAACUGAACUGAUUGCCGCUGGAAGAGAGAAGUUGGCUUCAGUCCCAUCAGGUGGUGGUGCAGUCGCUGUUGCUGCACCUGCUGCUGGUGCAGGUGGCGGCGCUGCACCUGCUGCUGCUGAAACAAAGAAAGAAGAGAAAGUUGAAGAGAAAGAAGAGUCUGAUGAUGAUAUGGGCUUCAGUCUGUUUGACUAAGAACAGCAACAUUUGUCCUUUAGUACGAAACAGUUCUGCAACUUACCAUCAUCAAGUUUAUUAUAGAAGAUCUUUCAUCUGUUUAUGUUUUUGUCAUGAACUUAUAGUUUUGGGUUUCAGAAUUUUCUUUGCUAAACAAGUUGAAUAAGACAUCGAAGAUAUAAUGUUCUUAAUUUGGAGUUUCAUUUUCUUGUACUUUGUGGAAUUUAACUUUUUAUCUAAUUAUGGUUUCGGUGUGCUAUAAUCCA